This is a messenger RNA of Hibiscus syriacus, 1494 nucleotides long. RefSeq lists its product as uncharacterized. The transcript is spliced from 3 exons. NCBI's taxonomy places the organism in Eukaryota, Viridiplantae, Streptophyta, Magnoliopsida, Malvales, Malvaceae. Bases 164 to 1261 code for a protein of 365 amino acids. The record is from RefSeq and is a predicted model, not a curated record.
UCCCCCCACUCUUACAAUACCAUCUUCCUUUUCAUCAUUCCCUCCAACACCUCCCUCUAUGUUAGCAACGCAAUUGACUGCUUGAUGGCCUGAAAACUACAUCCAGAAAGCUACCUCCCCCAGCUCAAGAUUAGCUAUCAAACUUGUCUCAGUGUGUUUAUCAAUGGCGAAAACCAAUAUAGGGUCAUUCUUCAACAAGUUCCUUUCUCUCUUCAUCCUUCUUCUCCACCUUGGCUGCUUCGUUUUCAACGCCGCCCAAAAGCCAACCAAGAAACGCAAAUCUCUUUCCUCCACCUGGACUUUCCUCAAACGCUUUUUUUCUUCUACUUCUAAAGCCAACUGCAAAUACGCCAUCCAAACGCACUCAGCAACCACCCCGGUGUUAACCUCUGCAAGAAACUCCCAACAAUCGCUUGUUUCCAUGGUUAUCCCGCCUGAAACUCAUUUAUCGGAUUCAGAAACCGCUCAUCAAAUACAAUCCGGGUCUUGUCCAGAAUCCGACAUCUCAUCGGAGUGCCCGUUUUUCCCUCUACGUAAUGAUAUCUUUCCAUGCACAGCUUGCGGUGAGAUUUUCCAGAAACCCCAUUUUCUCGAACAACACCAAGCGACCAAGCACGCCGUGUCCCAACUCACUGAUGGGGAUUCAGGCAACAACAUUGUUCGGAUCAUAUUUAAAACCGGUUGGACCGACAAAGUUAAGAACCCUGAAAUCCACCAUAUUUUGAAGAUCCAUAACAGUUCAAAGAUUCUGACGAGGUUCGAAGAAUACAGAGAGCUGGUCAAAGCGAAAGCCGCGAGGAACGGUGCGAUAGGGAGGCGAGACGAGAGGUGCAUAGCUGAUGGGAACGAGCUGUUGAGAUUUAACUGCUCAACUUUCAUGUGUGAUUUGGGACUUAACGGGAGUUCAAGCAUUUGUACUCAACAGUACUGCAACGCUUGUGGGAUAAUUAAGUCUGGUUUUUCACCAAAAAUGGAUGGAAUCUCGACGCUAUCCACGAGCUGGAGAGCGCACAUGGCGAUCCCCGAGGAUGUAGAGGAAGAAUUCAAGUUCAUGAACGUGAAACGGGCCAUGCUUGUCUGUCGGGUCGUGGCGGGCCGGGUUGGAUCAGAAGGGGAAGAAAUAGACAAGGAAGCCGGUGGGUUUGAUUCGGUGAUCGGAAGGGGAGGGAAUGGGGCAUAUGCCAAGCUUGAUGAUGAAGAGUUGUUGGUCUUCAAUCCAAGGGCGGUGCUGCCUUGCUUUAUCAUUGUGUACACUGUUUAAGUGUGAGGUCGUAUGUUUUUGUACCUUUGUGCCUGUGAGGCUGUGACCAAAAGAAACGAGUUACAGCUAAAAUUAAGCAUAUGAUCAUGGUGAUUGCUGUGAUGCUUUGAUAGGUUACGUGUGCUGUGUUAAACUAGGUUCCUCGUGUAAAUCAUGUGUUUGAAUAAGAGAUUAUUUAUAUUUACGUAGCUUGGCAUCAUGGGGUAGUGAUGCUGAGCAAAAUAAAUAUGGAA